Messenger RNA from Dipodomys spectabilis (banner-tailed kangaroo rat), 3186 nucleotides. It is a transcript of the gene Slc2a3, whose product is annotated as solute carrier family 2 member 3. The transcript has 10 exons. Gene Ontology annotation, biological process: D-glucose transmembrane transport. Bases 27 to 1496 code for a protein of 489 amino acids. Lineage: Eukaryota; Metazoa; Chordata; Mammalia; Rodentia; Heteromyidae. Gene Ontology annotation, cellular component: membrane. The record is from RefSeq and is a predicted model, not a curated record.
GGUCUCCCGAGAACCCGGGUGGGACCAUGGGGACGCACAAGGUGACCCCGUCGCUGAUUUUCGCCGUCUCCAUCGCCACCAUCGGCUCCUUCCAGUUUGGCUACAACACGGGCGUCAUCAACGCCCCGGAGACGAUCAUCCGGGACUUCCUCAACUACACGCUGGAGGAGAAGAUGAAGGACCCGCCGUCGGAGGGGCUGCUCACGGCCCUCUGGUCCCUGUCGGUGGCCAUUUUCUCGGUCGGGGGAAUGAUCGGCUCCUUCUCGGUCGGGCUCUUCGUGAACCGCUUUGGCAGGCGCAACUCGAUGCUGAUGGUGAACCUGCUGUCCGUGGUGGGCGGCGGCCUGAUGGGCUUCUGCCGGCUGGCCGAGUCGGUGGAGAUGCUGAUCCUCGGCCGCCUGGUGAUCGGCGUCUUCUGCGGGCUGUGCACCGGCUUCGUGCCCAUGUACAUCGGCGAGGUGUCGCCCACGGCGCUGCGCGGCGCCUUCGGCACGCUCAACCAGCUGGGCAUCGUGGUGGGCAUCCUGGUGGCGCAGAUCCUGGGCCUGGACAUCCUGCUGGGCUCGGACGACCUGUGGCCGGUGCUUCUGGGCUUCACCAUCAUCCCGGCCGUGCUGCAGAGCGUCGCGCUGCCCUUCUGCCCCGAGAGCCCGCGGUUCCUGGUCAUUAACAAGAAGCGGGAGGAGCAGGCCAAGGACAUCCUGCAGCGGCUGUGGGGCACGGCGGACGUGACGGACGACAUCCAGGAGAUGAAGGAGGAGAGCGCGCGCAUGUCGCAGGAGAAGCAGGUGACGGUGCUGGAGCUGUUCCGCGCGCCGAGCUACCGCCAGCCCAUCGUCAUCUCCAUCGUGCUGCAGCUCUCGCAGCAGCUCUCGGGCAUCAACGCCGUUUUCUAUUACUCCACGGGGAUCUUCAAAGAUGCUGGCGUCUCCCAGCCCAUCUACGCCACCAUCGGAGCGGGCGUGGUGAAUACCAUCUUCACCGUAGUGUCUCUGUUUCUGGUGGAGAGGGUUGGAAGGCGGACGCUGCACAUGAUCGGCCUGGGUGGCAUGGCGGUGUGUUCCGGUCUCAUGACCGUUUCUUUGUUGAUGAAGGACAACUUUGAAGCCAUGAGCUUUAUCUGCAUCGCCGCCAUCCUGAUCUACGUGGCGUUCUUCGAGAUCGGGCCCGGCCCCAUCCCCUGGUUCAUUGUGGCCGAGCUCUUCAGUCAGGGACCCCGGCCCGCUGCCAUGGCCGUGGCCGGCUGCUCCAAUUGGACCUCCAACUUCCUGGUUGGCCUGCUCUUCCCUUCUGCUGCUUCCUUGAUGGGGCCCUACGUGUUCAUCGUCUUCGCCGUGUUCCUCGUGCUCUUCCUCAUCUUCACCUUUUUCAAAGUCCCCGAGACUCGAGGCAGGACUUUCGAAGAUAUCGCAAGAGUGUUUGAAGGCCGGCCCCAGAAAAACGAAGGGGAGGUGAACAGAGGUCAGCCCGGUAAAGAAGACACCACCGACGUCUGAGCCCGGCCUCCUUCCUCCAGCCUCCCUCCCCGCCCACGGCAACACCCCUCCCCGCCGUGGGGGGGGCAGGGGCGGUGGGGGGAGCUGGGGAGGGGAACCAGAACCUCAUCAGGAUGAAGCCGGGACUAUAGGAUGCUGCUACGGGACUCUCCUGUCCAAGCCCCACUUUGCUCAGAAAGCAGAUGCAGAGACGCCUGUGGAGAAGUCCCCGGGGCGCCUGCGUGCUCUGCGGCACUCUGCUUUCUGAGUCUCUGUCUUCUCUUUUCCACUGGCUGAGUUUCCUUGCAUAUAAUUUAUUCACCUUCCAUGCAGGAACUGUGCUCAUCUCCUGAAAAACCACCUGUUGAGUUGAGUUGAGGUUGUUGGGAAGGAGAAAUUAUUGUGUGUGUUUGUCUUUUUCUUAAUUUUUUUCCCCCCCAAACAGGUGCAGAAAUUAAAACAUAAGGGGGAAAAAAAGUUGGAAGGUGACCAAGGGGGAAAAAAAAUAUGCAAGUGUGCACCGUGACACGCAGGUUCACACGCUGGUGUGUGUCACUGACUUGUGUGCUUGGGAGAUGGAAACUCUUCUGAUGAGUUUCUCUCCAUUAAUGUCUCCAGUAUUUGGGCAGAAGAAGAGAGGGCAAAGAAGAGAAAAUGCUACUCACUGGGUUUCCUUCUGGAAACUUCUAGAAGGUUGUCAUCUCAGUGGGACUCAGGGUAUUUGUGUUUUUUCCUAAGUUGGGCUUGGAGAGAGCUUGCUUAGGGUUUGCGGGGUUCAUGGUGGCGGGUUGGGGGGGGAUAGAUGGAAGAGAAAGGUUCUUUGGGGGUGUUUGGUUUUUCUUCUGAAUUUUGAAAUGAUCUCACUACCUAAUAAGCGAAGUUAGGUCUUUUGUGGUGGGUCUUCUUUUGUGUGGUGUUUUACUUCUUAAUUAUUCUUCUGUUCACUGGUAGAAAAUUCUGGAACCUCGCCGGGUUAGGUGGAGUGGAGAAGCGUAACGAUUAUUGGUCGCUGGCAGAGGGAAGUUCUCGCUGGAGUCUUGACUCUUGGAUGUGUGUGUGUCCUUUGGGCCUGGAUUCAGGCCGUGCGCAGCGCAGCCCGGCUGGGUGUGGAUGCGUCCACGCCACGUCUCUGUGCCUGGGCAGUCUUUGUGGAGUGCUUUGGUCUCGCCCCGCCUGUACAUACAGAACACUGCGUUAUUAUUAUUGUUGUUUCAACCUUCCCAUUCAUCUCGCUACCUUCCUCAUGAACAUCCCGGUGAGCUUGAGAGAUGGGGGGUUCUACCUCAGUCUAGCUGGCAAGGGGGCGGUGGGAAUGCAGGUCCUGGGCUUGGGAGGUCAGGGCUACAGGUGGGUGAGCGGGGGAAGAAAGGUUCCCAGCAGGGACUAAGAAAAUGGCCAGAGUUGAUCGCUGGAAAGUUCUGGAAGAUUCCAGAGAGAUCCACUCUCUUCCCCCAUUUCCCCAGUCCUCGUCUCUUCCUCGGUGCUUCUCUUUGGUCAGACAUUUCAGCCAAGAGUAUUUUGGUCCUCAUUUCCCACAAUCCUCUCUGGUUACUCCCCCUCCCCCCCCCCAGCUCAGGUGACUUAACACAGCACCCACCCCUCCCGGGAUCUGAGUCCUUGCAUCCAGGUUCUGAGUACUUCCUUCCGCGUGGCUUUUUUUCUACUCCCGUUAUUGUGUUGCUUUUUGUUACUGUGGUUCUUUUAUUUUGAA